Molecule: messenger RNA, 2866 nt
Organism: Vicia villosa (hairy vetch)
Lineage: Eukaryota; Viridiplantae; Streptophyta; Magnoliopsida; Fabales; Fabaceae
Exons: 2
Coding region: 42-2444 (800 amino acids)
Source: RefSeq, a predicted model, not a curated record
AUUAGUGUUUUUUUUUAAGUUAAGUGUCUUUUUUUAGUGAAAUGGAUCCCAAUAAUCAUUUUAACACUCAAAAUUCUGCUAAUUUUCCAUUUAACCAAAAUCCCAACAAUUUUCAAAAUCCCAACAAUUAUCAAAAUCCCAACUAUUAUCAAAAUCCAAAUCAAUUUUCCAACCAACAUCCUCAAAACAUACCUAGUUUUGGUUUUCCACCAAAUUUCAACCAGUCAUCCUCUGUUCCAAACUUUCAACCAUAUUAUGGAUCUAUGCCGAGAAAUCCAUCUCAAACACCCCCGUUUAAUGGUUAUGUGACAAUGGCGAAUGCAAAUUUUCCAAGUGGUGGUGUACCUGAAUUUCCCGAGUUUUCAACACAACUAACUAUUGGUGGCAUGAUAGUUUCUAAUGAAGUCGCUCCAAAUUCAGAGGAUUCAACUCCUAAGAGCAGGAAAACUCAGCAACCAGCAUGGAACACUGAACAAAAUUUGGUGCUAAUUAGUGGGUGGAUUAAAUUUGGAACAAGCAGUGUUGUCGGGAGAAACCAGAAAGGUGAAACAUAUUGGGGUAAAAUUGCUGAGUAUUGUAAUGAGCAUUGCUCAUUCGAUCCUCCGCGUGAUGGACCUGCAUGCCGAAACCGUUUUAAUUAUAUGAACAAAGUGUUGGGUAAAUGGAUUGGCGCUUAUGAUGGCGCUAAGCGUAUGCAAGGAAGUGGUUGGUCGGAGAAUGAUGUUUUGGCAAAAGCGCAGGAAUUAUAUGCAUGUGGGAAGAAUGUUAGAUUCACUUUAAUGGAAGAAUGGCACGCUCUCCGUGAUCAACCACGUUAUGUUAGUCAAGUAGGAGGAAAUAUUGGCUCAGGAAGUAGUGGAUCUAAGAGAUCUCGCGAGAGUGAUGCAUGUGGCUCAAACACUGUAGAAUCCAGUGCUCGUCCUAUAGGAAGGGAGGCAGCUAAAAAAAAGGGUAAAAAGAAAAGCAAGGAAUAUGCCUCGGAGGUGGUGGACAAAGAAUGGGCUGAAUACAAAGAAUUCAAGACGAAAGAGCUUGAACGAUUGGACAACAUAGCCUUGAUGCAACAGCAGGCUAACAAUAUAGCCUUGGAAAAGACUAAAACCAAGAAAAUGAAGAUGUAUCUAAAGCUAACUUCCGAAGAGCAUCUAGAUGACCGGAAGAACCAGCUGUUGAAAAAGUUGGAAGCCUACAAUCAAAAUCGUGAAAUUGAAGAAAAUUAUAUAGUCAAUCGAUUUAGAGAGCGUAGAAACAAAAUAUCGGAAGAUAAUGCACCUCGUAGUAGAAAAUAUCUCAAUAGAGAUCAUGCAGCGGCAAACCAAAGACUAAUUGACGACUACUUUGCCAAUGAGCCUACAUAUGGCGAUGCAAUGUUUCGUCGUCGGUACCGGAUGAAAAAAAAUGUUUUCCUUCGAAUCGUUGGGGACCUUUCAAGUAGUGAUAACUACUUCACCCAGCGAGUUGAUGCAGCCAAUAAAGAAGGUAUAUCACCCUUAGCAAAAUGUACCACAGCAAUGCGAAUGUUAGCAUAUGGUGUUGCAGCAGAUGCGGUCGAUGAGUACAUCAAAAUAGGAGGUACUACAGCAUUGGAGUGCUUACGUAGAUUCUGUAAAGGAAUCAUACGCUUGUACGAGCAAGUGUAUCUGAGAGCACCAACCCAAGAUGACCUGCAAAGAAUACUGCAUGUUAGUGAAAUGCGGGGGUUCCCAGGGAUGAUUGGGAGUAUUGACUGCAUGCACUGGGAGUGGAAAAAUUGUCCUAAAGCAUGGGAAGGACAGUUUACUAGAGGGGAUAAGGGAACCACCACAGUUAUUCUUGAAGCAGUUGCAUCUCAUGACCUAUGGAUCUGGCAUGCCUUUUUUGGAUGUCCGGGAACGUUGAACGAUAUAAACGUUCUAGACCGGUCACCAGUGUUUGAUGACGUGGAACAGGGAAAGGCUCCAAGUGUGAAUUUCUUUGUGAAUCAACGUCCAUAUAAUAUGGCAUACUAUCUAGCUGAUGGUAUCUACCCUUCUUAUCCAACUUUCGUCAAAUCGAUUAGACUUCCUCAAAGUGAACCCGAUAAAUUAUUUGCAAAAUUUCAGGAGGGAUGUCGGAAGGACAUCGAACGUGCAUUUGGAGUGCUCCAAGCUCGAUUUAAAAUCAUCCGUGAACCAGCUCGCUUGUGGGACAUAGCUGAUUUAGGUAUCAUCAUGAGGUCAUGCAUCAUAUUACAUAAUAUGAUUGUUGAGGAUGAACGAGAUUCAUAUUCUCAACGUUGGACCGAUUUUGAGCAAUCUGAGGAAAGUGGAUCUAGUGCACCACAACCAUACUCGACCGAGGUGUUACCCGCUUUUGCAAAUCAUGUGCGUGCUAGAUCAGAGUUCCGUGAUCCAAAUGUUCAUCAAGAAUUGCAAGCUGAUCUAGUGAAGCACAUAUGGACAAAGUUUGGAAUGUUCCGUGAUUGAAUUAUUUGUGUGUUGUAUUGCAUUUUAAAUUAUUUGUAUCGUACUAAUUACGUUACUUGUGUGUUGUAUUGCAUUUUAAAUUAUUUGAAACGUACUAAUUACGUUAAUUGUGUGUUGUAUUUUAAAUUAAUUUAAGAUGAUUUGUAUCGUAUCCAAUUAUUUAAAUAAAUUUUGUUUUUAUUACAAAAAAUUAAAAAAUAAAUUAUUAAGUAUUUAUUAUUUUAAUUUAAUUUUAAUCGAUAAUUGUAAUUUUAUGUAAUCAUAAAAAUAAAAAUAAAAUUUAAAUAAGAAUAUGAAAAUAAAAAGUGGUGGGGUAGGGUGUUGAAUGAAAAACCAUUGGAGAGGGUAAAAGUUGAAUGGGUGUUGAGUUAUUAGGUGGAAGAAAGAGAAAAUGAUGUGGAGUGUUGGGAGUUGAAAAAGAG